UUCCCGUAUGCAUCACAUGACUUGUAUUUUUUUCAAAUCACCGUGGAAAUCUUUCAGGACCUUGUGGAGGACAAUCAGUGACCUACUCGUGUCUAGGAUGGAUGGGUCGGCAUGGCGACAAAUGUUUCAGUCUCGUCAAGGGGAUGAAAAACCGGAACGCUGCUCAGAAACACUGUGGAUUACUCGGGACCAAAGCUGGCAUGACACCAGGCAACCUCGCAACGUUGAAAAACUCUGCUACUCAUAAAUUCGUAGUUGACAAUGUCAUCAAUGGAGUUACACGUGCUACAUGGCUCGGUCUGAAGGACACUGCCACUGAGGGAGAUUGGGUGUGGCAGGAUGGGACGAGCUACAGCUACAACAGCUGGGCGGUGAUAAACGGUGUGCAACAACCGGCAGGUGGAGCUGCCCAGAAUUGUGUGGUUCUCGAAGGCGUCAGAAAUAGAGGUGCGGAUCGACGCGCCAAAUGGAAUGAUGUCGAUUGUGCUCGCAAAACCUGGUCUGUUUGUCAAUUUCCAGCCGACUACACAUGCGGAGGAUAUCAACUCACUGAUGCCCCAACGGAUGCACCCACUGAUGCCCCAACGGAUGCACCAACCGAUCCACCAACCGAUUCACCAACGGCCGGACCAGUGUCGUGCCCUGGUUGGAUGACCUCGUAUGAUGGCAAGUGCUACAAGCUCAUCACGGGCAGGAAAACGUGGUCAGCUGCUCAACAAAACUGUGAAAAUCUUGGAACAAAAGCUAGCCUGACAGGCAACCUCGCAGCUAUAGAAAACUUUAGAACGUUCCAGUUUUUUGUUGACACCCUCAUGACUCAGGAUCGUGACAUAUGGAUCGGACUGAACGACAAAAGUUCCGAGGGCACUUGGGUGUGGCAGAGUGGUGUGCCCUACAGGUACAAGAAAUGGGCUAGCCUAAACGGGGUGAAGCAGCCGGCGGGUGGAGCUGCCGAGAAUUGUGUGUUCAUUGAGAAUGGUAAAUCUGGAUGGGAUGAUGCGGCGUGUUCAACUAGAACCUGGUCGAUCUGUCAGUUCACAAAUGAUAAUGGCAUUCUCUGAGAUGCAGCUCCUUCCAUCAACCUGACAGACGUAAACAAUGACGAUUCGUUAUUCAGAAUCCACUUUAUAACACAGCCUUGUAUUAUGCUAAUGGUAAUGAAGGACUCUGGUUCGAAAUGAGCGCAAAAAAUGUAUUGUUCACCUUUCUGGUUUAUUCGACAGUGCGUCUGCAUACGUUGUUGUCGUCUGCAUACAUUGUUGUGCAACUGCAUACAUUGUUGUGCAACUGCAUACAUUGUUGUGCAACUGCAUACAUUGUUGUGCAACUGCAUACAUUGUUGUGCAACUGCAUACAUUGUUGUGCAACUGCAUACAUUGUUGUGCAACUGCAUACAUUGUUGUGCAACUGCGUACAUUGUUGUGCAACUGCGUACAUUGUUGUGCAACUGCGUACAUUGUUGUGAAUCAAAGACAAAAAAUCUUUAAAAAUUUUCUUUUGUUCAUUUGUUGUUAGGCUUUAAAACAAUUGUUUAAAAAGAUUUCUGUGUAGUGUACAGUGUGUUCAUAAAACGAGAAAUCUGAACCUGAUAUUGUCCCUGCUCUAUUAAAAAACAACGGUUUCUCUGUAAUCCGUGUUUUUAACUCGACAACUGAGCUGUCGGAGCAAAAGUGAAGCGUCAAGGCAAAAAUUUCAUCGAAAUAUUUAAUUGGAAUUUGAAUACGGGUUCAAUUUAUUUGACACAUCUAGUUGUACUUUUUACUGAUCACAUUUAAUUGUCUUUUUUUUAUUGAUACACAUUUUAUUUCACUGGUUACCUGGUUAAAACUCGGAGUCGAUUUCAGAAAGCGAAUAAUUUGCCAGAUAAUGACACCAAAUUCAUGUUUGAAGAACUGUUUAUAGAAAUGUUAUCUUCAUGAAGGCUAAACAUCCGUGUAGACUUGAGAAUGUAGUUGUCCGUUCUUCGUGUGUGGGAACUUCACAGUAGUAUCAAUCAGCAGAUGAAAGAUGGCGGAUGCCGUCUGAAACUUUCUGCAAGUUUCCAGUUUCUAUGCAGUUGUUUCGUCUGAUCAAGCUACCUGAUAGACUGUCAUGUCAUGUAAAGUAGACUGUCAUGUCAUGUAAAGUAGACUGUCAUGUCAUGUAAAGUAGACUGUCAUGUCAUGUAAAGUAGACUGUCAUGUCAUGUAAAGUAGACUGUCAUGUCAUGUAAAGUAGAAUGACGUAAACUAAUUUGAUUUACGCACCGCGUUGUUUUUCUGUACCAUGUUAGAGUAUCAACACUGAACUUGUUAACAGCUGAAAUAAGGCGACGUCUGUAAAUUGCACUCGGCACUUUUGUCUUGUUUUUGUGCUCUGUCUUGUCUUGUGUUACAUUGUUACAUAAAGCAAAGUUUUAAUUAGUUAACGUAAAUACACGAUUU
Lineus longissimus is the source of this 2423-nucleotide messenger RNA. Its product is annotated as macrophage mannose receptor 1-like. The transcript is spliced from 5 exons. The coding region runs from base 102 to 1061 and encodes 319 amino acids. NCBI's taxonomy places the organism in Eukaryota, Metazoa, Nemertea, Pilidiophora, Heteronemertea, Lineidae. The record is from RefSeq and is a predicted model, not a curated record.